GUGCCGGAAUCCGUGUUAUUGUUUUGGUCCGUGUGGCCACGCCCACUGCCGGGUUGCCAGUUCGCGGAAAAACACAGUUGCAAUCAUGGAAGCCAGUGAACGAUCUUUCUCAGAGAUAGCAGAUUCAACUCGUCCUAAACAGCCCAGGCAUCCAUCUAAAAAACGCUAUGACCUGAAUUACAAUAAAAAGCGCAUAAAUAUCGGAGAUGCGUUUGAGAGAUGGAAACAGCUUAAAGCCCAGCAAGACUUCAAAAAGAAUUCAGAGUUGGCUGGUUUUCUCCUGGACAGAUACGAGGGUAAAAACACCCCUAUUGCUGGUAAACGUCGUAAGCGUCCAUCGAAGGCUCCUGCACAGCCCACUUAUAAAGGUCCAACAACACUCGCUGAAUGUUAUGAUUGGGGAUCAGAUGAUGAUGAAGUGGAGGUGGAGGA
Molecule: messenger RNA, 432 nt
Organism: Pimephales promelas (fathead minnow)
Lineage: Eukaryota; Metazoa; Chordata; Actinopteri; Cypriniformes; Leuciscidae
Source: RefSeq, a predicted model, not a curated record